AUGGUUAUUCGUUCUGCAAGGAGCAUAAGGUCGUAUUUGCAAAAGGCGUCGAAGAGCCUUCUGGACGAUGGUGAGGAAUUAAGAAGUCGUGUCUGGUCCUUCAUUCGGAGUGGGUAA
Molecule: messenger RNA, 117 nt
Organism: Haemonchus placei
Lineage: Eukaryota; Metazoa; Nematoda; Chromadorea; Rhabditida; Trichostrongylidae
Source: the annotation of a GenBank genome assembly